AUGAAGCUUCCAUCGAUCUUCAAGAUCAAAAAAGCAAAGAAAUCAUCAUCAUCAUCAUCAUCAAGUUCAUGGAAAUGGCGACCUCUCAUCAAACACAUAAAAACUGCUUCAUUCCACUUCAAAGCCAAAAUGUUCAGGACCAACUACGCCACCAACAUGGUUCUAACGUCCGAUCAAAAAGGAAAUAAGCUCGCUCACAUGUUAGACUCCUCGUGGUCGCAAUCGCGGAGCUUUAGAGGCGCGAUUGCGGUGAAAAGUACUGGGGAGCUGCUGCUGGAGAAUGCGGUUGAGGCAAUGAAAACAAAGAGGCUUUCGUUUGAGCCGGGAUGCGGGACGAAUUCGAUACUCGGUGACGGAGGAGGAGGAGAAGGCUAUGAUCAGUUCCCUUUUCAGGAUUGUGUUGUGCAGGCUGUGGAUGCUACCAAUCCCUAUAUUGAAUUUAGGGUUUCAAUGGAAGAAAUGGUGGAAUCUUAUUAUGGAGUGAAGAAAAAGAAGAAUAAUAAUAAUUAUGGGGAAAAGGAUUGUUAUUAUAAUUAUUAUAAUUGUGAUUGGGAGUAUCUAGAAGGGCUUCUUUCUUGGUACUUGAGAAUGAAUGAUAAGAAAAACUAUGGAGUUAUAGUUGAGGCUUUUAUAGAUAUGUAUGCUGGGCUUGUUGCUUCUUGCCCUGUUGCUCCAAAUACUACUACUACUACUAGUUCAUGUUCUUUCUCUUAUAAUGCCUCUGCUUCUUCUUCCAAAUCCAAAGACUGGUGGGAGAUCAAUAUUAACGAAGCCAGCUUUAUUAAACGGGCAGAGAAAGAAUUGUGUCCAAAUUAUAAUUAA
Molecule: messenger RNA, 822 nt
Organism: Cannabis sativa
Lineage: Eukaryota; Viridiplantae; Streptophyta; Magnoliopsida; Rosales; Cannabaceae
Product: transcription repressor OFP13
Exons: 1
Coding region: 1-822 (273 amino acids)
Biological process (GO): negative regulation of DNA-templated transcription
Source: RefSeq, a predicted model, not a curated record